Molecule: messenger RNA, 2385 nt
Organism: Lampris incognitus (smalleye Pacific opah)
Lineage: Eukaryota; Metazoa; Chordata; Actinopteri; Lampriformes; Lampridae
Gene: mgat5b
Product: alpha-1,6-mannosylglycoprotein 6-beta-N-acetylglucosaminyltransferase B
Exons: 17
Coding region: 1-2385 (794 amino acids)
Biological process (GO): protein N-linked glycosylation
Cellular component (GO): Golgi apparatus
Molecular function (GO): alpha-1,6-mannosylglycoprotein 6-beta-N-acetylglucosaminyltransferase activity
Source: RefSeq, a predicted model, not a curated record
AUGACUGCGGCGGCCCCUGACUUUUCCAAUAUGGUUAGGAGAUGUCUUCUGACUUUCAAACCUUUCAGGAUCUUCGUGGCGGGGAUCGGCUUCUUCAGCCUGUGCUUCCUAAUGACCUCCCUGGGGGGGCAGUUCUCAGCCAAGCGACCCGGAGACUCCCCCUUUACCAUGCGAGCGGAAGUGCUCGGUGGUCCGGAGUAUCGUGGAGUACUUAGGAAAAUCAGUGACAUGCUGGAGGUCAUUAUGAAGAGGAUGGACACGCUGUCCAAACUUGGGAACACUACUGACUCUCACAAGCUGGAUGAGCUCAGCUUAGCCUUGGACAGGAUCCAGCCCGUUGGGCUCGUGGAGCGGAUCCAGGCAAUAGCCCAAAACAUGUCCGAUAUGGCUGUGAGAGUGGAGCAGAUCCUGCAGCGCAGCAUGGCCAAUAACAGAGUUAGGGAUGGGAUGAUUGGACAAUGUGAGCUACCAAAAGAUCCCCGUUUUCCAGACUGCCCCAGCAAAGUGGAUUGGAUGCGUGCCCGCUGGACAUCGGACCCGUGCUAUGCUUUUUAUGGAGUGGACGGCUCUGACUGCUCUUUCCUUAUCUACCUGAGCGAGGUAGAAUGGUUCUGCCCCCCGUUGGCUUGGAGGAACCAAACAGCUACGCCCACUUACAAGUCACCUCCAAAAAGACAGGCUGUCUUCCGCUCCGACGUCGGAGCGCUGCUGGAGCAGGUGGGCACCGGGAAGGAAUCCCUGAGCUUCAUGAAGAGGCGGAUGCGCAGACUGGCGGCACAGUGGGCCUCCGCUGCCCGGCGGCUGGAUGAUCGACUGCGGAGCCACUGGAGGGAGCAGAAGAGGGUACUGGUUCAUGUGGGUUUUCUGACCGAAGAGUCCGGGGAUGUUUUCAGUCCCAAAGUCCUAAAGGGGGGUCCUCUGGGUGAGAUGGUCCAGUGGGCCGACAUCCUAACCGCCCUUCAUGUUCUCGGACACAACCUCAAGAUCUCCGUCUCCCUCAAAGAGCUGCAGGGAUUUCUCGGUGUCCCUCCCGGAAGAGGGAGCUGCCCUCUCACAGGACCUCUACCUUUUGACCUCAUCUACACUGACUACCACGGCUUGCAGCAAAUGAAGCAGCACAUGGGUCUUUCACUGAGAAAGCACAAGUGCCAUGUCCGGGUGAUUGACACCUUCGGCACCGAGCCAGCCUACAACCAUGAGGAGUAUGCCACGCUGCAUGGCUACAGGACCAACUGGGGCUACUGGAACCUCAACUGCAAGCAGUACAUGACCAUGUUCCCUCACACUCCUGACAACUCCUUUAUGGGCUUUGUGGCUGAGGAGCUCAACGAGACGGAGAGACUCAACAUCCAGAGGAGUAAGGUGGACAACAUGGCUGUCGUUUAUGGGAAAGAAGCCAACAUGUGGAAGGUGAGCGGUAAAGAAAAAUUCCUGGCCAUUCUGCAUCGCUACAUGGAGAUCCAUGGAACAGUCUACUAUGAGACUCAGCGCCCCCCAGAGGUGCCUGCCUUUGUCAAGAACCAUGGUCUGCUGCCACAGCAGGAACUACAGCAGCUUCUUAGAAAGGCUAAGCUCUUCAUUGGUUUUGGCUUCCCAUACGAAGGCCCUGCACCUUUGGAGGCCAUAGCCAAUGGCUGCAUCUUCCUGCAACCCAAGUUUAAUCCGUCCCAUAGUUCUCUCAAUCACGAGUUCUUCAGAGGGAAGCCCACGUCCAGAGAGGUGUCCUCUCAGCAUCCCUAUGCAGAGCAGUACAUUGGCAGGCCGCACGUCAUCACAAUUGACUUCAAUAACUCCCAGGAAUUUGACACCACCAUCAGAGACAUCAUAAGGACCAAGGUGGAGCCCCUCUUGCCCUACGAGUACACCUGUGAGGGGAUGCUCGAAAGGCUUCACGCUUACAUUCAGAACCAGGACUUCUGUUCCCCCGAAGCGCCCUUCCCUCCAGCGAACGCCUCGAGAACUCGGGCGGAUGGCAGAACCCACAGCCCGUUCGUCCUCCUCCCCAACUCGACUACGCUGGCCCGGGCCGCCGACGCCAGCUCGCGCGCCUCCUGGCCGCCGCUCGGCGCGCUGCGGCUGCUGACCUCCGCGAAGGGCCGGUCAUGCGUGGCGGCGUGCCAGAAUGUGGGGCUGGUCUGUGAGCCCGCCUUCUAUCGCUUCAUCAACGUCAAGGAGGCCUUUAAUGUGCUGGACCUGCAGUGUGAAGGAGUCGAAUGGGAGAUGAACCACCUCUUCCCUGCCUUCUCAGCAGAGCACUCUGAGUGUGGCCUCCAGAAAGACCCGCUGUUGUUCAGCUGUGCCGGAGCACACUCCAAAUACCAGCGCCUCUGUCCCUGCAGGGACUUUCGCCAGGGCCAGGUGGCGCUAUGUAAGGACUGCCUAUGA